Molecule: messenger RNA, 2127 nt
Organism: Haliaeetus leucocephalus (bald eagle)
Lineage: Eukaryota; Metazoa; Chordata; Aves; Accipitriformes; Accipitridae
Gene: TRAF3IP2
Product: TRAF3 interacting protein 2
Exons: 10
Coding region: 174-1808 (544 amino acids)
Biological process (GO): positive regulation of canonical NF-kappaB signal transduction; humoral immune response
Source: RefSeq, a predicted model, not a curated record
AGGAGACCCGGGCACGCCAAGAGAGCGACGGGUUGCGCAGGAGGCACGCCAGCCCUCUCGCUUUCCUCGGUCAGCUCAGCGCAAGCCUCGCUCGCCCGCAAGUUUGCUGGAAAAUCCUGGCCUUGCAGUAAGGCAGCUGACUCUCGUUUCCAGUGCAACUACAAAACUUGGAAAUGGCCUCUAUGUCAGGCACUUUUGUAGGUCGAAGCAUACCAGUUGAAGUGGAUGAAUCCAUGCCAUGGUCCCCACUUCCAGAACAUGUCUUGGAAAAGGCUUUGCAGCCUUCUGGAGAGGAUACGGAGGAUGAGGAGUCCCAGAGGCCGUGUGUUGCUCAAACGUCUCAGCCUGUGGCCGAUCCAUCAUGCCUCUGCAGAGCACCAGCACGUCAUCAGUCAGCACCAUCCGUGGAGGCGGACAGAAGCUUGUGGUCAAGAUAUACUGAUCCUGAUGGAGACGGACACUUCUGUUCCCCCGGUGAAUCAAUAGCUGUAGUAGUUCCCUCCAAGAUGCAUCUUGUAGCUAUGGACAAACCAGGCAUGCAGCCAAGAUCACAGCUUUCAGCUGACACCGGGCACAACUCCAGUAAAUCAGAGCAGAGCUUGUCUGAUGCUCCCAAGGACUCACUGGAGGAAAGCGGCCAAGGGAGUUCACGGUCACAGCAACCCUCAGGAAAAAGACCCCCAGCAGAGCUGGGGACCGUGGACACAGGCUACAACUCCCAGUCACGAGACGUCAUGGGCAUCAAGCACCUGGAGCCCCCCUUACCGCUGGUGUCUGUGCUGAACCCCCAGGACCUCCCAGGACCACUGAUCUCCAGAGAGUUUUUCGGACCUGAGCAUCAGCAGUGCCCUAUGUGCCAGCACUUGCCCCAUCCCAAUGCCUCCUCGCAAGCCCACGGCUGCUUUGGGCACCGCUGCCCGGCAGAGCAGCACCCCCAGGGCCCAUAUGGCAGAGCUCCUUACCAACAUUUUGCACACACGUCGCAACCGUUUCCUCCUGUUCCUGGACCUUGCAUGAGAGUUAUCCACCCAGCCCAGCAAGUCAUCCCAAAUUACUCAAACCUUCGUGCUCCCAAGGGCACCGGAGACCGACCACCCCAGAGGACAUGCUCCUCCCCUGGUCCUCCUCGAUUCCCAAACCAGCUAUACAACCAGCUACCUAAUGGUCAGCUGCCCCCCAAGGCAUGCGGCCCAGAUGAAGCAUGCUGCUGUCCUUCUGACAAUUUGCCCUCUCCAGCUGCCGUCCCGAGACCUCUCAGUAACCCUGCAGCCAAGGGAACUCUGAGAACCAGCAAUUUGCCGGAGGAGUUGCGCAAGGUCUUUAUAACCUAUUCGGUGGAUGCAGCGGUGGAGGUCAUGAAAUUUGUGAACUUCCUGCUUGUAAAUGGAUUUCAAACUGCUAUUGAUAUAUUUGAAGACACGGUACGAGGUAUUGACAUCAUUAAGUGGAUGGAGCGCUACCUAGGUGAUAAGACGGUGAUGAUAAUCAUAGCAAUCAGUCCAAAAUACAAACAGGAUGUGGAAGGGGCUGAAUCCCAGCUGGACAGGGAUGAACACGGCUUACAUACUAAAUACAUCCACAGGAUGAUGCAGAUCGAGUUUAUACAACAAGGAAGUAUGAACUUCAGAUUCAUCCCUGUGCUUUUUCCAAAUGCCAAAAAGGAACACGUGCCUACCUGGCUGCAGAACACUCACAUUUAUAACUGGCCAAAGAAUAAGAAGAACAUCCUUUUGCGGUUACUGAGGGAGGAGGAAUACGUUGCUCCUCCAGUAGGACCUUUACCAACACUCCAGGUUGUGCCAUUAUGAACGUUAUUACUUACAGUGCACGACAAGCAGUUGUUAAAGGGUUGUUCUUGGCAGAGAGCCAAGGCUCUUCCAGAUGGCUCUUUUUGAUGACAGAAGACACUCUUUCUGCAAAAGGAAUUGGUUGUCUUGGGUAACUCAGGCUCAACUUGUUCUCUACCAUGUUAAACAUCUACUUCUGAAGCUGAUGGGACAGAACUCUUUUCUCUAGAUUUUUAAAUAAGCUGCAAAUGGAAAGAAUGCCCAGUUUUAUUUUAACAUCUGUUUUUAACAUAUUCCUUUAUUAGUUGAUAUAGCAAACAAAUACCAGAAAUAAUGUUGC